Messenger RNA from Paramecium pentaurelia, 354 nucleotides. The record is from the annotation of a GenBank genome assembly. NCBI's taxonomy places the organism in Eukaryota, Ciliophora, Oligohymenophorea, Peniculida, Parameciidae.
AUGGUCCUUCAAAAAAAUUGCUUAGCAUGUUUUCAUAUAUUUAAAGUCUAGUAGGUGGAAAAUGUAUAUGGAUUUCAAAUGAAUAAUUUACAGUAACUUUUUUAGCUUGUUUGUAAUAAUAAUGUAAUAGAGAUUACUUAAAAGCCAGUUAGGACAAAAUUUGUGUUUAAGACAACUGAAUUAAAUCUGUAAUUAGAUUAUUUGAUAAUAUUAUCAUUCCAUAAUCCAAUAAAUUUACUUUAAUUUUUCUAAAUGAAAAAUUUCUUCCAAAAACAGAUUUAAUUUAUAAAAAUUAUGAGGGAAUUAGUUUUGUAGGAAGGCUAUAAUUUAGUGAUGGAAUGCAAUAUUAGAUGA